AGCUCCUGCCAGCAGCGUUUGUCUCACACCAUUCUUAGCGAUCUGGCUUUGGCUCUCAUUGAUGGUACAGUUUUCGAAAUAGUACAAGGUCUGUUGGAGAUUCAACAUCUAACGGAGAAAAACCUUUACAAUCAGCGAUUAAAGCUUCAUGCAGAGCACAGAGGUAACGGCAGGUGAACACUUGAGCACCAAUGUAUUCUGCAGUCUUGGGAACAGUCUAUGGUUCCCAAGUUUUUUGUCAAAUAAUUUUGGGUAGUUAAACAAAAAUCACCAUCCAAGCCUUGUGGAUUGAGCAACACUUAUUGUAUAUACAGUAUGUGCUGUUUUGUUCUCUACUUUUAUUGCAUAUGCUCAUGGAGAGGACUCAAGCCACACACACAUUCUUGUGUGGGGAUUGUACCACUCCACAUUAAUUAAUAGGAGUAAAGCAGAGGCUUUAAUAAAUGUGAGUUAAUUUAUAGUCAUCUUACCGAUCAAAUUAUUACUUACUCUACAUACUACGCUAUGUAGGCAUCUGUUCUGUUUUCUGCUUGAUCUGUUCUACAUUCUGCGGCACACUGAGCCUGGACCAAGACACAAACCUCACAUUCUUAAGCGAGGAUUGUACCACUCAUGCACUUCAAGAGCUUUCUUACAGCUCAUUAAUGAGUAAGUGUAUUUCUUAUUCUAUCCAUGAGUAUCCAUAAUGAGUAUCUACUUGUCGUUUUUUUUUAACCCUGCAGUGCAAAACAUUGUUUUGUAGGUACAACAAUGUUUUUAUUGCAGAGUUAAGCACACUUCUAGUGCCGGUCUUCCUGAGUCGGACUCUGUUCUCAUUCAAAUGCUGCUCAGUGUGGCGAUUGCCAUGCAUGCACACUAGCCUGUCAAUGCUUCCCUAUGGGGAAUUGCAAGGAGGGGGGUCACCUAAAACGGUUAUUAAGCGACUAUGGUUUUAGUAAUACAUAUUUGUAAUUCUAACGCUAUAGUCCUCCUUUAAAAAUGAUUGGAUGCUGAAUGGAAGGACAGUGGCAGGGUAUUCCAGACAUUAUAACGACUUCAAUAAGAUGAAGUAGUUCCUGUAUCUCUUUUGAGACUAUGCCUAUAAUGUAAAAAGGACCACAAUAUUAUUGAGGUGUUUUGAUGAUUUGUUUAGAGUAAUUCAUUAUAAAUGUAAAAAACGAUAUACUCUCUUAUAAAUGUCCCAGAAUGGCUGCAAAUUGCUAGGGUCUGCAGGGACGAGGAAAUAAGAUAUGUCCAUAGUUAUUAGAGGGAAAGCUGCACACAACCAUUAAAACCCUAAUUUAUUCAGAUAGUGACUUUCUAUUGAUAAUGGUAGAAGCACUGAACUGGUUCAUAUCUAGGGUUAUUCACUAAAGUGACAAUUCAUGGUGAAUUCAUGGUGCAUUCAAAGUGAAUUCAAAGCAUAGUCUUUCUGAUGUUACAUUUUAGAGAUAGAGAAGAAGUACCGUAUAUACUCGUGUAUAAGUCGAUCUCAUGUAUAAGUCGAGUGCAGUUUUGUGACCAACAAUUGUGAAAUAUGAUUUGCCUCGUGGAUAAGUCGAGGGUAAAACUUGGGGCUAUGAAAUUCUGUGAUUUUUAUAAUUAUAUACGCACACUCAUACAAACACACUCUGCAUUAUAUACACACACACUCAUACAAACACACACUCUGCAUUAUACACACACACUCAUACAAACACACACUCUGUGUAUAUAAUGCAGAGUGUGUGUUUGUGUAGUAUGUGUGAACUGAGUGGGGGGGAGGGCAUUUUUGUUAUUUUAAUUUUUUUUUAAUUUUAAUAUUUUUUUAUUUUAAAUUUUGUCCCCCCUCCCUGCUUAACUGGUCAGGGAGGGGGGCUAUCUUAAUCCCUGGUGGUCCAGUGGCAUGGGCUGUGAAGUGGGGGGGCCGUCAGGAAGCAUUUACUUACCUUUCCUGCAGCUUCUGUCAGCUCCCUUCUCCUCCGUUCCGGUCAGCUCCACUGUAAGUCUCGCGGUCUGGUUGCCGCGCGGAUCGUUGCCAUGGCUCUGACGGCCACGGCUCUCUUAAGUUGCCAUAAUACAGACAGUGACUCGAGUAUAAGUCGAGUGGGGGUUUUUAAGCACAAAAAAUGUGCUGAAAAACUAGACUUAUACUCGAGUAUAUACUGUAUAUCUAAAACUAUACUGUAGUUCCACUUGAAUACAGCCAAAAACAAUUUGGGAUAUUGGGUAUUUGCAUCCACAUACACAAUAUAAUUGUUUGUUUUUUUCACACAUAAUGUAAACAUUGCAAAAUUGUAUGUUGGCUGCAAAAAUUGGGAGGGGGGGGGAGAGGAGAUUGUCCUCUGUGACAGAAUAAUUUAAAAUAACUUUUUUUUUUUUUUUUUUUUUUUCAUUGUAGCCUGACAUGCAAAACUGGAAGAAUUCACUCUUUUUGAGAAUCUUUCACAGUGGAAUCACUUGUUAACGCAUUUAUUGACUUAUAGCAUGUUUGAUGGGUAGUUACACUUAGAUUGACAUAUUCAAUGGACUGGACAACUGAAGUAUAAAGUCCAUAUACAUCUACAUGCACAGCUCACCCAUGCUACCUCAAAUGCUGCGCAUUAUAUCUUGCAAUGAUUAUUAUCAUGAUUGGCACAUGCUGCUGUUUAUGUGAUCACUAUAGUCUGGAUAUAGGUGGAUAAGCUUCCCAAAUGAUUUCAUAUUUUUGCAUAAACUUUAUUAAAAAUAUUUUUUUCAACAUAUUAAAUUAUCAAAAAUAUAUUGUAUUUCAGAAUAUUACCAAACUAAAAUAUAUAUGUAUAAUAUUUAAUCAUUUUGAAAGCUUAUCCAAAAUAUUAAAUAUCCACAAUGUAAUUGUGUUAUUUUGUGUAAAAGAAAUAAAACCUUUUCAAAUUGCACCCUAGAGUUUUUAGGUAGUCUGCAUACAUGGCAUUUUAUGGUGAAUGUGUAGAUUCAUGGACUUGCACACUCGCUGAAUCUCCAGUGCUGAACCAUGAUGUAAUUAAGGCCUAGACAAAAUACCUGUAUUAAUUGUGUAGAAGGAUAGGUGCCAGAUAAGUUAAUCACAUCAGCUUUUGUACUUGAAAAUAAAGUGUAUUUUCAUAUCUCAGCCUUUAAUUAUUUUUAACUUUAAUUAUCACGAAAAGCAUUAUUUAUAUAAUUUAGAUGGCUGUUUGGAAUCACAUAAUUCCUGUCAAUAAUCAAAAUCUCUCCUCUUUAAGAAGAUUGUAGUUUAAGCAGAAUUAAAGGAGCACUAUAGAGUCAGGAACACAAACAUGUAUUCCUGACCCUAUAGGGUUAAAACCACCAUCUAGCCACCCUGGUCCAUUCAUGCCUUCCUAAAAAUAGUAAAAUCUUACGUGCAUUCAAGUCUGGAGCUGCAGGCUUUGUUUCUGUUUCCUGUAGACCUGCCCACUGCCUGCUGACAUCAUCAGAAGUGGUAGCCUGAUCCAAUCACAAUGCUAGGAUUGGCUGAGACUGACAAGGAGGCAGAUCAGGGGCAGAGCCAGCACAAUUCAAACACAGCCCUGGCCAAUCAGCAUCUCCUCAUAGAGAUGAAUUGAAUCAAUGAAUCUCUAUGAGGAAAGUUCAGUGUCUUCAUGCAGAUGGCGGAGACACUGAAUGUGUGGAUACAUUUUAGGCAGCCAUGACCCAGGAAGGAUCUCUAACAGCCAUCUGAAGAGUGACCAGUGAAGUUAUCACUAGGCUGUAAUGUUAACACUGCAUUUUCUCGGAAAAGACAGUGUUUACAGCAAAAAGCCUAAAGGGUAUGAUUCUACUCACCAGAACAAAUGCAAUAAGCUGUAGUUGUUCUGGUGACUAUAGUGUCCCUUUAAGUUUGUUUCAUAACAUCUAACCAGUUGUCAAACAAGAGCCUACUAGUCUUAUAGUAAAAUAAGGAAUAAUAACACAUCUUAAUGUGGUGCAUUUAACAAAGAAUAUAUAAUGCAAGAAUAAUGGUGUAACUAAGUUUUUACUGUACUUUUUUUUUUUUUUCUCCCUGUGGAUAAACAACUAUAAAUGUUAAACACUAAAUAUUUAUAGAUAUUGUAAAGAAGAAUCAAACCGAACUAUACACUUGUUUGUCUGUAUUUAUUGAUUACAUUCUAUUUUUUCCUCUGUAUUUAUUGAUUACAAUGUGUUUUGUCAUAUAAAUAUAUGUCUCACAAAGGGUUGAAACAAGAUCUUGGACGGAAGCAUAAAGAAGCACAGCAGUCCUGCAAAACACACAAUAUGUCUGUACUGAAAGCUGCACAGCAGAGGGAGUUAGAGGUAAAGUUUUUUGCCAGUUGUCUUAAAGUGAACCUGUUAAGAAUUUAAAUUGCUCCCAUAUACAUUGAAUACACCAUAUAUCACAUAGAUACAUGGUGUAUUCCAUGUAAUAUAAAGAUUUAUCCACUUUUCCUUUAUUCCAGCGCCGCCAUCUUCAUGCUUUGUGGGUAUUUCUCUAUGUGUAACAGCCACCUCCACACCAUCCUCCACUCAUCCUCUGCUACAGCUUUGUUCUUCUUUGAUUUACCCUGCACUGGGACACAUCCCCAAGCAGGGCAAAUCUUGCAGCGAUGUCGUCAUGCUAGCUUUGCUCCAGUGUCAGAGUGGAUUGACCAGCUAGGGAGUUGCCAUAGCAACUGCAACUCAUGCUAUGGGAGGAGACUAGAGGGACCUCCUGUAGGAGGUCUUUGCUACUCUCUCUUUUCAGUCAAUACGUCAGGACGCCGAGGCAUGGACUGACAGUUGGGAGAAAAACCUAUUUUUAAAUAGGUUUUUCUCAUAAUCUAUACAUUUACUAGCAAGCUUUCCCAACUUGCACAAUGUAUAGAUAAAAUCUUAUCCUAAAUAUAACAAGCAUAAGUUGUUUGGGGCAUGACAGGUGCCCUUUGAAGUCACCAUUUAAAUCUGCAAGGUUGUUUUUAAAUUAUAUUUUUGUACCACUACUUGUUAGAAAUACCUUAUUGGUAACCUGCUGAUGACCGACUUGUCACAAUGCUGUGGUCCAUAUGUCUUCUGACAAGAAUACUGCAUAAUAUACUGCAGGCUUCCAAGGUUCAAGGAUUGGUUGUAUAGAGCGUUAUUUAUUUAUUUUUUCAGUGUUUUAUAUGUGUGUUAUGGCCAUUCUUUCCCUGGUGUGUCCCUUUUAAAAAUAUCUAAUUCUUUAUUAGCUACAAAAUUCCUCUAUCUUUACUAGAGAUAGAAAUGCUUUAAACCAGCAGCCAAACAUCCGUCCGGCACCCAGGGCUCGACACUGGCAUGAGUUGCAGCCAGCACAAUGCCCAGUCCUGCCACCGGGUCACUCACAUGCAAGGCCCAGCCAAACCAACGUAAGCAGGCAACACAGAGGGGUAUCCUAUAAGGCGAGGCAGAGAGCAUGAUGCAAGCGACUGCACCACAAUCCCGACAGCGAGCCAUAUUAAGCCACAACAAAGACUUACUUCAGGGGCUCCCCUUCACCGCUCCUUCCACAAAAAUCUGGCUCCACCUAAGAGACAGUGCCACAUCAGAAGGCCCCACACUCCCAAACAUGGCGCACAAUAUAACUGCUCCCCAAAAAGCCGACAACCCACCGGCUACACAAAUUAGAGCACUUGUACCUACCAGCUGCGAGCAGCAUCCGAGGGAAGCCAGCGAAAGGAACUUGUCACAGCCACAUACUCUCCCCGAUCUUCCCCACGUGGUGUAAAGACACAACUGCGACUUGGAGGAUAUGCUGUAUGAAGAUCAACACACAACAUCACAGUCCUCAAACCGGCCCAGAAUAUGAUGGACUUAUGCCCAACUCACCAGAGGCCCUCCAGAAGGGGCAUUCGAUGAAGCCAAACCGGGAGGGAGACCCUUCCAACUACCCCAGGGGAAGACGACUACAACCAUUACCCAUGGCUCCUACUAAACGAACUGUUUUGCUUUUCUUGUUUAUCUUCCUUACUGCUCUUUUAUUUUUCAUAACUAAAGGCAAAGUUAAUAAUUAGCCAGUUAGCACACCCCUACUCAGUACCCUCGAGGGCUCAAGCCCAUGUGAAUAGCACAGAAUGUUAACCCCUCAUGUAUCACUCCCUACUCAAUAGAGGUUACUCAAUACAACCAAAACCAAGACAGGUUAACACGCCACACACCUCUCUCAGGACAAGAUAGAGAAUUUAACACUAUUUGUCGUACUCGAAAUAGGUCUACACACCCUAGUCUGAACACACAUAUGUCCUACUCAUCUUGUCAUUUAAAUUUGUAACUCAGCGAUCGCACCAAUCUAGCACCUGUAAAUAGAACGAACUCACAUAAACCUACACGCAUGCAUGCCCUCUACAUCUUGUUACCCAAUCCUUCAUCUUGUAACUUGUUACAAUGGUUAAGCAUACUAAUAUUAUAAAAAUGUGCAAACGUCUUUCAUGCCACUGUUAUCACUGUAUUGUCAAAGUUUACGCUGUUGUGGCGUCAUUGAAUCGACUUGUAAACAACUUUACAACAAAAUAAAGAAUUAAAAUUAAAAAAAAUGCUUUAAAAUACUUUAGAUUUGAAUGAGACCAUUACCUCACUCUGCAGAAUGAAAAGAAAAAGCAGGUUAAUGUGAUUUUUUUUUUUUUCCCUCUUCCCCACCACCCCCAUGUACUUGAUUCUACUUUCUUAUGCUGUCCACACUCCAUCAGGAGAGGAGGGGCGCUAAUCUAACCAAUGAGUGUCCGACCCCUAGGAAUGUGCAGUUGGAAAAUCUCUUCACACUGCCACAUCCUAAAUGACAAUAUCUGGCUUGAAAAGGGUACAUUUCAAAUCCAAAUCUAUAAAAUCAAAAUAGAUGAAGAAUGUUCUGCAGAGAAUCCCACCAACAAUCUUUCUUUACCUGGUUUCUCUUUUACGUUGCUUUUAUACCAGGUUCACAUAUAAAAUGUUCACAAUGGUCCAAAGAUAAUACCUGGCCAUUAUGUUGAAAUCUGGAGUUAUCAAACCUUAAAUCCUCUGUUAAAAUAGACAUGUCAAAGAAGGCAAAAGUAUUCAAAAAUGCUAAUACAAGCACUUCAGAGUUAAAAUACCGUUGCAGUGGUGGAUUCUUCCUGCCAGACCUCUGAAGACAUGUAUAUUACAAAGAGUCAAGUGAAGACCAAAUGCAAACAGCCAUCAACAAAACCAAAGAAAAAAGAAACAGACCUUCAAAUUUCAGAGGUUUGAAGCACAACUCCAUCAAUCCUAGACUUCAAAGGGGAAAGGCCCACGUCUGAUUUGAGUACACAAACUAAAAUUCCAUCACCUCAAUGUCAUGAUUCAUUCAACACAAAGGAACAGGAAACAGACUUCAUACAGGGACCAUCAGACUGGUUAACAAAACACCCUGUAACUGAUGUUGGUCAAGGUAGAAAAGCACCCAGACCUAGAUGUCCGAUUCUAGAGAAACCGCUGCACCGUACACCUGAGAAACUUCAAGAGUUGAAAAGGGUUAAUUUUGUUGAAGAUAAGUCACAAAUGACCUCAAGGAGUCGUUCUGUGAAAAGCAAAAGAUUGGCCCAGUAGUCGUGUCUCGUUCUGGCUCCUGACACUAAGUGCUCCAAUCAAAUCAGUGCAAAGGCACGAUAUAAAAUAAAUGAAUUGACACAGCAUACUGGUGAUAAGGCACCGGCCGCCGCUCCUCCAGGUGCUAAAGAAUCCAUAAUGCCAGCUAAAACAGAAACUACAAAAAGAGCACUCUCCAGGAACUCAAAGCAUAAUCUAAUCAUUCGUCAGUCUUCAGACCGCAGCCCUCAAGACACUUCAGGGCUCUCAUUGAGGAUCAGCCAAAGGACAACGUCUUGGAGAACAUUCCUACUAGUAAGCUGUCCAAUCAUAAGACACCUCAGGAUACGGCCAAAUGUCAGAAAGAGUAAGUUUUGGGUGCAGGACUGAAACAAAAAGAGCCCCUGAGAUUGGAGAACUUCCAGGUGGACACUGCUUGUAGUAUGAGACCACAGUGUAAAGCAUAUCUCCCCCCUAACGUGGAAGCCGGAAAUGCAGGAAAAGUGCAUUGGGAAUGCCUGAUAGAUUUACACAUGUGCAGUGGGAAGAUCUUUUCGCCUUGUGACAUCCUGACAGGGGGAGAAGAGCAGGCAUCUGAUCACAUCCUGACGGGGGAGAAAAGGGAGGGCGUCUGAUCACAUCCUGACGAGGGGGACGGGGGACGAGAGGGCGUCUGAUGACAUCCUGACAGGGGAGGGAAGAAAGGGCAUCUGAUCACAUCAUGACAGGGGGAGAAGAAAGGGAGUCUGAUUACAUCCUGACAGGGGGAGAAGAAAGGGAGUCUGAUCACAUCCUGACAGGGGGAGAAGAAAGGGAGUCUGACCACAUCCUGACAGGGGGAGAAGAAACAGAGUCUGAUCACAUCCUGACAGGGGGAGAAGAAACGGAGUCUGAUCACAUCCUGACAGGGGGAGAAGAAAGGGAGUCUGAUCACAUCCUGACAGGGGGAGAAGAAAGGGAGUCUGAUCACAUCCUGACAGGGGGAGAAGAAACAGAGUCUGAUCACAUCCUGACAGGGGGAGAAGAAACGGAGUCUGAUCACAUCCUGACAGGGGGAGAAGAAACGGAGUCUGAUCACAUCCUGACAGGGGGAGAAGAAACGGAGUCUGAUCACAUCCUGACAGGGGGAGAAGAAAGGGAGUCUGAUAACAUCCUGACAGGGGGAGAAGAGAGGGAGUCUGAUUACAUCCUGACAGGGGGAGAAGAGAGGGUGUCUGAUUACAUCCUGACAGGGGGAGAAGAGAGGGUGUCUGAUUACAUCCUGACAGGGGGAGAAGAGAGGGUGUCUGAUUACAUCCUGACAGGGGGAGAAGAGAGGGUGUCUGAUUACAUCCUGACAGGGGGAGAAGAGAGGGUGUCUGAUUACAUCCUGACAGGGGGAGAAGAGAGGGUGUCUGAUUACAUCCUGACAGGGGGAGAAGAGAGGGUGUCUGAUUACAUCCUGACAGGGGGAGAAGAGAGGGUGUCUGAUUACAUCCUGACAGGGGGAGAAGAGAGGGUGUCUGAUUACAUCCUGACAGGGGGAGAAGAGAGGGUGUCUGAUUACAUCCUGACAGGGGGGAGAAGAGAGGGCAUCUGAUCAUAUCCUGCCUGGGAGAGAAGAGAGAGAGAGAGAGAGAGUCUGACCAGUGUGAUCAUGCAGAGAAGGCUCUGGUGUCUAGUUUCUCUCUCCUGCUGCUGCACAAUGAUGCUCUGUUUCUGUCCUAAGUGGACUCAUCUGAGACUGAGUUAGGUGGGUAAGAAGAAGGGUUAAGCUGGAAAAACACCUAGCUGAGAGGUGUGCCCAACAAUGCAAUCUGACAAAGUUUUUAGCUUUCAGUGUCACAGAACUGGCUUGCAGAACCAGUUUGGAUCACUAUACUGAAACUUGCAUUGUCACUGGUCACAGGAACCCGGCUGUUGAUGGAUCAUUGGGAAGUGGAAGACAGAACAGGCAACUUAAAGGAGCACCGGGGGUAAAAUAGAGUGAUCACAUGUAGCAUAUGAAUUAUUAGAAUGGGGGGCAGUUUCCCUAUAAAAUGACCAUGUCACCAUCAGGUCCCAGGUUUGUGUUUUCUAAUGUAGAGUGUCUUUGUAUUGUUUGCACUGAAGGACAGAUACCUGGAUACCAAGUGCAGUAUAAAAUCAGAGUAAAACAUAAAAAGAAAAGGGUACAUUUCUUUCCAAGCCAGUUUUGUUAUUGGGAAGUCACUUUCUGGCUGAGAGUGUCAGCUGACCGCUCUCAGCCAAUCAGCAGUGGCCCUGCCCAGCUGCAUUUUGCACUUCCUGAAACUGAGAUUUCAGAAGCCAGGCGACGCGGUGGGAAGGUAGGUGAGAUCUGCGCUGGAGGCAACUUUGGUUUAACUGCUUCAAGUAAAAGGACUCCAGGGGCCUCCGGGCACCUUAACAACUUAAUUUAGAUUACUAAAACAGUCCCUUUAAGUCAGUAUUAAAACAAGCAGUCACGUCUCCUCUUAGAGGUGCAGAGUUUCUAUUUGAUCUAAGAUAAAUGAAAGUGAAUAAGUGAAUAUUGCUACAUAAGCAAGUAAUGCGUUUUUGUUCUUUUUGGUUUUUUUGGUAACAAUAUGACACUUUUUUUUGUGCCUGCAUACCUUCCACUCUAAGUUGGGCUGAUAAAGCGGAAGUUCAUAUUCAACAGGUUUAAACAGUUUUCAUGUGCAGAAAUAGUCAGCUGACUAUGAAAUUCUGCUUUAUAAGGCCAAUUCAGAAUUGAAAGACUACAGCCACUAGACAUAGGAAGGUAAGUGUCAACAGUUUGACAGAUUACCAAAGGAUGGCAUCUGAGGAUCCUGACAUUCUAAAUACUACAGUAUGCUGUAUCGGUUAUCAUACUUAUACUGUCAUUUUAACUAUUCAGGGUCCAAAUACAUUGCUUUACCAAAAAAAAAAAAUUAAGGGUUGCGGGGGCAGUGGGGUUUUCACUUCUCUUUUUAUCUGUUGUAGGUGAAGUUGUUUUUAUUUGUUUUUUUUUAGAUUCAUUCAAACCUUGUAUUUUUACCGCUACUUCUUUUUAUGAUAUUAAUGUGCAUUUUGACAAAGAAUUUCACAAUGUACAUACAAUGAUUAAAUUUCCAUAUUAUGUCAAAUUUUUCUUCUUGUUCUUUGUAGUCUCUGGAACAUCGAAUUAAAGAGGAACAGCGAAUGAUGGAUGAAAAAAUUGUUCUGGAACUCGAUCAGAAAGUAAUUGAUCAGCAGAGUACCUUAGAGAAAGCAGGUGUUUCUGGCUUCUAUAUUACAACAAACCCUCAGGUACUUAUUAAUAUUUUUAGUCCCAUACAGAUUUACUGUAUACGUGUGUUGGGCAUCCAUCCAGUAAGCACUCUGCAUAAAAGAUUUUAAUUUAGAGCAAGAACAGUGUGCGCAUGUGUGUGUAUAUGUAUAUUUAUGCCUUCCUCACUAAUCUUUAAAAUUGUUGGACAAACAAAGCAUUGUAGUGAUACAUAUUGAAUUAUGCAGCACGAGAUCCAGCUGAUACAUUUAAUCAGUAUAUUGUUUAAUCAGUCUAUUGUCCUAUUACUUAACUUUAUGGCUUUAUUUCUUCUUUAGAAUAGGCACUAUUUGCAAUUUUAAGUUAAUCACCCCUGCUUCCUUUCAAAGGACCCUAUAGUCCUGAAAAUAACCAUUGUAAAUCCUGGACUAUAAGUACCCCUCUGUCAUUGCAUUGUAUCCCACUCUCUUGAACAAUUAUGCAAACCAAAAUAAAGCAAGAAAAACUUGAAAUAUGUAAUAAACGUCUUGGUCAAAUGGUAUUGUUGGGCACGCCUCUUAGCUAUAUAAGUUUCUUCAGCCAUCUCCCUCCUACACACCCCUAUCCGUUUUAGACCAGUACACUAAUGAUAGAAACAUUGUGCAAAGACAGAACCCGACACUAGAGCCUGCUUUGCAUCAUCAGACUGAUAACUCUCUCUAUUCUCCCCUUUCAGGAUGUUGCAAGGUGAAGAGAUCUUCCAUCUGUAAAUGUGUCAGACAAUGCCCACAUUCCUAGGGAUAUGACACUAAUUGGUUAGAUCAGUGUCCUCCCUGGAGUGGGUGUGUAAAGCAUAAGAAAUAAGAAGCAGGUAAAUAUGAUUUUAAAAAUCAUAUUUAUCUGAUUGUUUUUCAUCAUGCAGAGUGAGGCAACUGUCAAAUUCAAAGCUAAAGCUUUUGAAUUAGACAGCUGAUUCAAAGUGGGACAUGUCCCUUUAAAUAAGAGUGCAGAGAUACAAAGCUAAAUAGUCAAACUAUAAAAAUAACUUAUUUGCAUUUUCUUUUCUUUCAAUUUGGCAAUUUUGGCCUAAUAUUUGAAAUUCCUUGGUAAAUUCCUUUCAGUUUAAAGUUUAUUGAACAGCCUGUAAGUGUAUAUUAUUUUCUCUUUUUUAUAGUGAUUUAUUUGAAAGGUGUUCAAUAAACGAGAGUAUUGGGAAAUAUGACACCAUGGCACGAAUAUAAUAACAAAACAGACUGGUUUUUUUUUUUUGUCUUAUUUUGAUCAGCUGAGCAGUAUUUUGGUAUGUGAUAGGAUUAUUUCUUUGUGCAGACAUUUUAUUUUACGUAUCCUUUGUUCUAUCCUAGGAGCUGACAUUACAGAUGAAUUUAUUAGAGUUAAUCCGCAAGCUACAACAAAAAGAGUCUCUAACAAGCAAAGGGUUUCCUUGAGCUUUUGGUGACUAGUUUGACAAACUGCAAAUAUUUGUUCUCCUGAAGUGGAUAACAGAAUUGUUCUAUAUUGGGCCAAAAUAAGUGAUUUUGUAAUGCAAAAAAUGGCAAAGACAUGUAUGAAUUAGCAAUUUUUUUUCUCACCUAUAGAUCGCACUAACCAAGCAGGAAGAAAAUGAUUUCUGUAUUUUACACUUGCUUUCUGGCCCUUCCAGCUAGUAGCCUUAUGGUCCAUUGAAGUGAAUCUGGACCAACCUGCUUUGCAAGCAUUCACAGUGCUUUUUCUGGGAGCAAUGUGUGACUUUUCAUGUAGAACCAGUGUGGCAAAUACCAAGAAAUGUUCCAAGCUGAUAUUCAUAAGAUAUCAGUAAUUCAAGGCCUUCAGUAUAUAUGUUUGCUAAGUGUAUAGAUAAAAAGUGGCACAUCAUAUGUCUAUUAAAAAGGAAAAAAUCUUAUGUGAACCAUACAAUAACUUUUUUUUUAUAUAUAUAUAUUUCCAUUUGUAAAUUAAGUUAUUUUGCCUUGAAAAUGGCACUCUGUUAUACAGUUGUAUUAAUAAAC
Messenger RNA from Pelobates cultripes (western spadefoot toad), 12627 nucleotides. NCBI's taxonomy places the organism in Eukaryota, Metazoa, Chordata, Amphibia, Anura, Pelobatidae. The record is from the annotation of a GenBank genome assembly.